GAGAGCGAGGGACGAGGAGGAGGAGGACGAAGAAGAGGAAGAGGGAGGAAGGAAGAAGAGAGUAAGAAAGAGAGGAAGAAAGAAGAAGGAAGAGAGAAGAGGAGGAGAAAGAGAGAGAAAAGAAGACCAUCCUUUUGUUUUUCAAGCCCUGAAAGGAGAAAAGAAGAAGAAGAAAGAGGAGGAGAAGGAGACCAGUGUUUCCAAAAUAUAAAAAAAAAAGAAAGAGAGGGAGAGAAAAAGAGGGAGAAAAAAAUAGAGAGAGAGAGAGAAAGAGAAAAGACACGUUGUUUUUUUAAGGAUUCAUGGCCAGCAGGGGUAAGUGUAGCCACGCAGGAAUCUCCACCAAAUCUACUACUACCACAUCUACCACAAAUCUACCACAUCUACCACAGUGCAGCUGCCGGGCGUAGACUAACCAACCCCCCCCCCUCAAAAAAAAAAAAAAAAUUAUAUAUUGCCUUAAGAUAUGCCUAGAAUGAGCAGGAAAACAUCAUACUCUUAUCAUGGAGUCAAUGAAGGAGAGAGUGAGGAUGGGCAGCGUUUGAGGUUCCAGAUCGAACUGGAGUUUGUCCAGUGUCUGGCUAACCCCAACUACCUGCUCUUCCUGGCACAGCGUGGUUACUUCAAGGACCAGACCUUUAUCAACUACCUCAAGUAUCUUCAGUACUGGAAGGAGCCUGAAUAUGCAAAGUACUUGAAAUACCCUGUGUGCCUUUAUUUCUUGGACCUUUUGCAGCACGAAAACUUCAGGAAGGAGAUUGUCAACGGUCAAUGUGCCAAAUUCAUUGACGACCAAACUGUGUUACACUGGCAACACUACACAAGGAAGCGCAUGAAACUUCUUGAAACUGGCUUCAAUCAACAGGGUUCGCACACUCCAGUUUCCCAGACAACUGCCGUUUCAGGAGCACAGCCACAGGCUACUAUGCCCACCAGUCUUAUUAAUGGUCAUGGGCAGAUCCAGAAAGUGUGAAGAGGAAAAGCCAUUGCUGGUCUGAGGGUUUUAAGAU
Penaeus vannamei (Pacific white shrimp) is the source of this 1010-nucleotide messenger RNA. It is a transcript of the gene MED31, whose product is annotated as mediator complex subunit 31. The record is from RefSeq and is a predicted model, not a curated record. NCBI's taxonomy places the organism in Eukaryota, Metazoa, Arthropoda, Malacostraca, Decapoda, Penaeidae. Gene Ontology annotation, cellular component: core mediator complex; mediator complex. Gene Ontology annotation, biological process: regulation of transcription by RNA polymerase II. Gene Ontology annotation, molecular function: transcription coregulator activity.